AUGCGCAAAUCAUUUCACAGAAAGUUAGCCAAGGUAGCAUGUUGCACCAAGAAGAGCAUGGCUAAAGCGGACAUUCUGAAUAAAGCCAUUAUCGGUGGUGAUGAAGACGUGGUACGUUCUUUAAUAUCGGAAGGUGCCGAUGUCGACCAUCUACUUGGAAUGCGGGGUACGGCGCUUUGUGCCGCUAUUGGCGCCAAGCAAUCUUCCAUCGCAUUGCUGUUGAUCGAGAGCGGUAGUGGGGUUAACAUAGAGGACUGGGACCGCGAGCCACCUCUUCACUUAGCAAUAAGGAAAGGGUGUUUGGACAUAGCCAGGACACUCAUCUACCACCCUAAAUGUAACCUCGAUAAAGCAGACCCUCUCACAAAGACGCCAGCUUUCUGCUAUGCUGCCGAAAAAGGUAUCGCUGACGUGGUUAAAUGGAUGAUACAGGCUGGCUGCAAUACGUUGGUCAAGAAUGCUUACGACAACACCGCCCUUCAUCUGGCGGUGAAAGGGGGUCAUCUAGAAGUAGUCAGACAACUGGUUAAAUCCGGUGUUAACUGUCAUUUCAAUGAAAUGGGAUUGGCUCCCGUACAUUUGGCAGCACAAGCGGGUGAUGUGACCGUGUUUUUGUUAUUGCUGUCCGAGUGGAUAAAUCCGCAUUCCGGAAAUGUCGAUGACAUUAUUAUUCCGUCAAGUGCAAGAAAACCUGUCAAAGAUUUUGUAAAUCUACCGAAGAAAUAUUCUAGCUGUAGUGUUACACCGAUAGAAUACGCUGUAAUGGGCAGGCAUGUUGAUAUGGUCAAAUUCUUACUCCGUUGUGGAGCUUAUCCCAACCCAGACAAAAAUGCGCUAAAAUUUGCAAAUAACCUCCCGCCACUUCUGCGCGCAUGCACUUUCUACAUUGAUGGUAUUCUAGAUAUCGAUAUGGCUGAACAUUUGAUCAAUGCCGGUGCUGAUACGGAACUAGGAGGAAAGUUAAUGACGGCGACGUUCGGUAGUCGUCCUGUAACGCCAUUGCAAUAUGCAGCGAAAAAAAACUCUGUCAAACUUGCAGAGUUUCUAGUAAAACAUGGUGCAGACGUCAACAACAUUAAUCAAAGUGAAGCACCCCUGUUUGUGGCACUUACCAACGGCUCUUUAGAAGUAGCCUGGUACUUCAUGAAGGAGUGUAAAUCACAGGACUUCCAGGUAUUAGAUAUCAAAAGCAGAAAUCUCUUGCAUUCAUUAGCGUCUUUGAUAUCGGUCAAAGAAAUUGACGAACUCGUCAGCUUUCUAAUAAAUAACGGAUGUAAUGUCGAUAAUUCUGAGUGCCAAAAUGCAGAUGGUGUCUGCACACCCAUCCAUACCGCUAUUCUUGAACAAAACACUAUUCUUCUUGACGCUCUGAUAACUCAUGGUGCCAAUGUUAACGCGAAGUCCCGCGGGCUUGCGCCUCUUCAUCAAUGUGCUUUAAAUGGUGACGUAGCUAUGGCCAAUAUGCUGCUUUUGUCUGGUGCAGACAUUGACCUUGUUUCGGACAAUGGACAGUCUGCAUUGGCAAUGGCACUAGAGUGUGACAGCGAGGAACAUACUUUAGUUGCAAACUUUUUUCUCGAUAAUGAUUGUUUUGUACAUUCAGAUUUGGUUGGUGACGUUGAUGAUGAAGCACUGAGCGAUUCACAAGAUUCCGGUUCAGAUUCAGAUUCCUAUGACGACGAUGAAAUGGAGGGCACAAGAUUGAAGAACAGUGUUCAAACUCGCGUGAACGCACUUGCUCUAGUACCUCGGACGCUGGUUCAGUUUUGUAUGCUGUCCAUCAGACAACAUUUCAUAUCCAAAAAACUGAAAUUCUGCACAAUUUCAAACUUACCACUACCAACGAAAAUAAAGGACAGACUUUCCUAUAAAACAGAGACUGAAAAUGGGGCGGACUCUAGCUAUCACUACACUAAUGGGGACGUGAAGCUGGAGGAGUGUAUUGAUAGUGCCUCUAGUGAUGUGGACCCUGGGGAAGCUAGCGAUGAGGAUACGGUGGACCCGAGGGAGAGGACGACUGGUGAUUCUAACACUAAAAUAGAACAGGUGGAUAAAAGAAAGGGGUAUCAGAGAGUGAGAUACAUUAAGAUUGAACAGAGACCAAGCACCGCGGAACUGGACUGGAAGAAUUUAGACAAAAAGCUGACUAAACUAGGGCCUAGUGAAUGUGUGGUUCAUAGUCUAAGUGACCGGGACUUGUCGGAUCAAGCAAGGGCUCUGACCGUCAGAGAUCCCGAGUUCAAUGUGGACGAAAAUCAAAAUACGUCCAAAGAGGACACUACAUUCGCGGGCCGGAGGGAUGUGUUAAGUCCUGGGUCCAUUAAGGAGAGACCUAUAGUGAGUCGGAGGGGCAGUGUUCGAGGCUUGAAAAACAGGGUAAAGGCAGGCAUCGCCACUUUCUUAAACCAUGACGGAAACAAUCAGACCUACACAACAGAGGAAAACUCAAUAAUUUUGUGGCGCAAAAUUGAAAAAAAAACAAAACAAAAAAUAGCAAACAAACAAACAGAAAAAGGAAGGUAUAACUAUAGAAAUUACAGUCAGCUGGAGAAGGGAAAGAUCGUUAUCUACACGUCCAGUAUGGCGAUUGUCCGGGAAACUUACGAGAGGUGUAUCCUAGCUAAGAAAAUCCUGCAGACUCACAUGGUCCGAUAUGAAGAAAAGGACCUUUUUAUGAGCGUUGAGAACCAGCGCGAGCUCAGGGAACGAUUAGGUGUUGACGAGGUGGUGCUACCGCAGGUUUUCGCUGAUGGCGUCGCCCUCGGGGGCAUGCAGCAGCUCGAAGAUCUGAACGAGGAAGGUGAACUUCGGAAACUGUUAUCAAAUUUUACCAAAAUCAACGUUCGUUCGUCAUGUGAGAAAUGUGGAGGGUAUCGAUAUGUUCCGUGUACGUUCUGUCACGGCAGCAAAAAGUCACUGAAACGGAACUAUUUCACAGAGGAAUUUAGUGCACUACGAUGCAUGCAAUGUGAUGAAAAUGGACUGCUCAGGUGUGACAUGUGUUUGGAUCAACAAGAAUGA
Molecule: messenger RNA, 3021 nt
Organism: Ylistrum balloti
Lineage: Eukaryota; Metazoa; Mollusca; Bivalvia; Pectinida; Pectinidae
Product: ankyrin-1-like
Exons: 7
Coding region: 1-3021 (1006 amino acids)
Cellular component (GO): cytoplasm
Molecular function (GO): protein binding
Source: RefSeq, a predicted model, not a curated record